Molecule: messenger RNA, 354 nt
Organism: Hyphopichia burtonii NRRL Y-1933
Lineage: Eukaryota; Fungi; Ascomycota; Pichiomycetes; Serinales; Debaryomycetaceae
Gene: HRT1
Product: SCF ubiquitin ligase complex subunit
Exons: 3
Coding region: 1-354 (117 amino acids)
Biological process (GO): ubiquitin-dependent protein catabolic process; protein ubiquitination
Cellular component (GO): cullin-RING ubiquitin ligase complex; nucleus
Molecular function (GO): ubiquitin protein ligase activity; cullin family protein binding; zinc ion binding
Source: RefSeq, a predicted model, not a curated record
AUGGAUAUCGAUAGCCAUCCACAUCCACAUCCACAUGAGAAUGAGGAAGAGCAUGAAGUUGUUUCGAAAAACAAAGGAGAGAAACAACGUUUUGAAGUGAGAAAAUGGACUGCUGUUGCAUUUUGGUCUUGGGACAUUGUUGUUGAAACCUGUGCUAUUUGCAGAAACCAUUUGAUGGAGCCAUGUAUUGAAUGUCAACCAAAUACUCUUAAUAACUCUAGACAAGAGUGUAUUGCAGCUUGGGGGGUAUGUAAUCAUGCAUUCCAUAUGCAUUGUAUUCAAAGAUGGUUAAAAUCAAGACCGGUUUGUCCCUUGGAUAAUAAAGACUGGACUUACCAAAGAUUUGGUGAUUAG